CAUCAACACACGCCAGCAUCACCACCACCACGACCACCACCACCGCCACCGCCACCCUCCUGUCUAUACCUAAAACACCAACCUAGGAUUUUGUGUGUCAACGUUGGCUUCUUCUCCCAUUGCCAGUCAUCUUUCUAGCGUCCAAGAAGUCCCCAGAUCCUCACCUGAAUCGCAGCAUGGCCGCCAAUGCCCAAGAAAAUACUCAAGGGGAAGAGGAUGCUUCCGAGUUGGUGUUUCCUAAAGAGUUUGAGGACAACGAGACCAAGACCCUCCUGAUUUCCGAGGUUCACAUCCUUCUCCAGCAUCGCAAGCAACAGAACGAAUCCGCCGAAGAAGAACAAGAGUUCUCUGAAGUCUUCAUGAAAACGCUCAACUACACACAACGCUUCGCCAAGUUCAAGAACAUGGAGAACAUUGCCGCCAUCCGCGCCCUCCUCACCAACAAGAAGAUCCACAAAUUCGAAUUGGCCGCCUUGGCCAAUCUGUGUCCGGAGUCGCCCGAGGAAGCCAAGGCUCUUAUUCCCAGCUUAGAAGGGCGAUUCGAUGACCAAGAACUGGCCUCGCUCCUCGACGAUAUCCAAACCAAAAGAAGUUUUCAGUAUUAAGCCUAUUAUUCUAUGCAGAUACAACUCUCUCCAAGACUUCCAAGAGGUUGUCGAACGAAAUAAAGUGUGCGAUUGUCAGUGCAGUAAGAUUAUCAUUGAGAUCUUCCAACAAACCUCCAACCUCACAGUACUACAUUGAAGCCUUUGUGUCAGCCAGUAAUCCAUUUUGACCCUUGAGCUUGCUCUUCGUUUUAG
Tigriopus californicus is the source of this 800-nucleotide messenger RNA. It is a transcript of the gene Polr2D, whose product is annotated as DNA-directed RNA polymerase II subunit RPB4-like. Gene Ontology annotation, molecular function: nucleotide binding; translation initiation factor binding. Lineage: Eukaryota; Metazoa; Arthropoda; Copepoda; Harpacticoida; Harpacticidae. Gene Ontology annotation, cellular component: P-body; RNA polymerase II, core complex. Bases 177 to 605 code for a protein of 142 amino acids. Gene Ontology annotation, biological process: transcription initiation at RNA polymerase II promoter; mRNA export from nucleus in response to heat stress; positive regulation of translational initiation. The transcript has a single exon. The record is from RefSeq and is a predicted model, not a curated record.